AUGGCGCCUUCUCUUCGGAAAUCGUGUGACGCUUGCUUCGCGGCAAAGCGUCGUUGCUUGCCUCAACUCCCACAAUGUGCAAGAUGUUUUGAGAAACGACUAAACUGCACCUACGCCUUGGAGCCUGUGACCAAUCUCGAGACAGAUAGCUCCCGUCAGCCGCAUCCAGCCACCCAAAAGCCUUGGGAGCCAGUCCCUCCCAUCAUCUUCGAUUCGGUCGCUUCGGCCCAUGAAGCCGCCGUGCGUUCCUACUCCUCCCAGGGUUCCCAGACGCUGCCUGUCAUGGCGAAUCCGGAAACGCUGAUGCUGGUCGUAGAGCGUCACCUGAGACCUAUUCCCGGGCUCACAUUCCAGCAAAGGACAACCCCCUACAUCCAUAGCCAGGUGUUGUUGGCUUCCCAGCCGAAUCCCGCAAGCCUGGAUCUUCCAGACGUUGAUGACUCGGGGACAACACUAGCCCCCAGUUCUGCCUUUCUACAAAGAGCGCAACAACACCUGCUGCUGCUAAAUAUUGAACGGCUAACGUUCACUGAGUUCCUGUCUGCAUUCCACAACCUAGCGGCUAUCCUGCUCUCCUUAAUCUUGAGUUUUGACCACUCCUCUCCCGAGGCUCAACUACCGCCGACCCUGCUUGAUCUCUGGACAACAUGGACAAACCAUCUGCACAGGAUAAUCCCACAAACACUCAGUAGCAAACUCUCGGCAUGGCAGGCUUGGUGCACUGCUGAAAGCGCCCGCAGAACCCUUCUGUAUAUCAUCCUUAUCGAUGGAAUGGUGGAAGUAACCCAAAAGGGAUUCUGCCAUUACCGCCCCAUGGUGGAGUCCCUGCCUUUCGAUGCAAGAACAGGCCUCUGGGAGGCAAACACGGAAGAAGAAUGGCAAGCAGCCGUGGCAGCGGACGACGGUGUUGAGUCUAAACUGAUCUCAUGGGCGGAGUUCAUCGCAAUUGGAGGCCCAGAGCCUCGCCAGAGCUAUGACGGAAUGCUUCAGCGAAUGCUUCUUAUGAUCCAAUUUGGCAGGGCCGCUGCUGAUCUCCAGUGA
Fonsecaea erecta is the source of this 1041-nucleotide messenger RNA. RefSeq lists its product as hypothetical. Lineage: Eukaryota; Fungi; Ascomycota; Eurotiomycetes; Chaetothyriales; Herpotrichiellaceae. The coding region runs from base 1 to 1041 and encodes 346 amino acids. The transcript has a single exon. The record is from RefSeq and is a predicted model, not a curated record. Gene Ontology annotation, molecular function: DNA-binding transcription factor activity, RNA polymerase II-specific; zinc ion binding. Gene Ontology annotation, biological process: regulation of DNA-templated transcription.